This is a messenger RNA of Penicillium crustosum, 1506 nucleotides long. RefSeq names its product T6SS phospholipase effector Tle1-like catalytic domain-containing protein. Bases 1 to 1506 code for a protein of 501 amino acids. The transcript is spliced from 3 exons. Lineage: Eukaryota; Fungi; Ascomycota; Eurotiomycetes; Eurotiales; Aspergillaceae. The record is from RefSeq and is a predicted model, not a curated record.
AUGUCAGCUCGACAAAUUGUGUUGUGCUUCGAUGGCACAGGAAAUACCUUCCGUACGGACGGCACAGACACCAACGUCUUAAAAAUCUGCCGCAUGUUAGAAAAAUCCGACGAGCAACUAUGUUACUACCAACCGGGAAUUGGCACUGACAUAACCCCGGGCUCCUUGGCCAGCACAACGAUUCAAAAGAAGGGCAGACUGGACAAUAGCAAAGCGCUAAAUCUCGCACUAGGUCGGUCAUUCGAUCGGCACGUUUUGGGUGGGUAUCGCUUCCUCAUGCGCCACUAUCAAGCCGGCACCAAAGUAUACAUUUUCGGCUUCUCCCGUGGCGCGUACACGGCGCGGUUCUUGAACGAGAUGCUGGAUUAUGUCGGGCUUCUUGGCCCAGAUAAUGAAGAAGUGGUUCCUUUUAUCUGGGAUGCGUUUGUGUCAUGGAAACUUAUCCGGACGGAUAACGACAGAGAAGAGAAGCGAAAGGCCUUUCGAGUCAUGAAAGAGAGUCGGGAGAUAUUAUCCCGGCCUAUGGCUCGUGUGCACUUCUUGGGCAUGUUUGAUGCGGUCAAUAGUAUUGCAGACUUUGAGGUGAAUGUUGACGGGAGAACCUCGAGCAAGGUAGUUCGACAUGCAGUUAGCAUUGAUGAACGGCGUAUCAAGUUCCGGCCGGUCUUGCUGAGGUCGCAUCAAGAUGAAUGGGUUCGUGGAACGCCCUCAGGUGAAAAGAAGCCCGAGAAGGGGACCUCGACCAAUGACUCUGAACACACAUCUGGACCUCCCGUUCUUCCAGAAAUCCCAAAUAUCACCGUACCAAGCAAGAAACGAGAGAUAGAAGCAGAUGACGACGAUGAAGACACGCAGGAUAUCGAAGAAAUGUGGUUUCCCGGCGGACAUGCAGACAUUGGCGGAGGAUGGAAUCUCGGAUCUAAUGAGGCAUGGCCAUUAACGCACGCGCCUCUCGUGUGGAUGGUACAAGAGGCGCGGCGCGCGGGACUGCGACUCGACCCAGGAAAGCUGAAACAGCACGAGUGCAUUGAGGAAGUUGAUGAUGACUUUGAUCCGAAAAACGCUUCAAACUCGAAGAGGAACGCCUCAAGCUCGGAAUUAUCGAUAACCCACAAAGUGUACUUUGAGGCACUUCAACUGGCCGGCACCAGAGGGCAUAUCCAUGAUCUCCUUGCGUAUGGUAACGGUCUUCCGCUGACUUCCGUCCUCUCGUGGCGUUUGAUGGAGUAUCUUCCUCUGCGACGGAUGGAAUUGCAGGCUGAUGGAGCGUUAAAGGCUGUGCGGUGGCCGCCGCCGCGUGGACGGGCCCGCGAUAUCCCAGUGAAUGCUCAAAUUCAUGUCUCUGCUAUCCAUCGUAUGAAGUCGGACCCUUCUUACCGUCCUAAUAAUUUGAUUUUUGGUUCGACGGAGCGGAAGGGGGACGCAGGCGGUGCUGCUGGAAUCGGGAAUUGGGUAGUCCACUCGCAUGAAGGUGAUCCGGUGCGAGAGAGGUAUGUUCGUCAUUAG